CCGGGUGGAUGGAGGGGACUGGCAGGAUUGUGGAUAAGAAUAUCUACAUUAUACAAGGUGAAACCAAUACAGUAGUGGGAGCCAUAAAGCGCAGUGCGAGAUGGAGCACUCACACACACUUGGAUGAAGAACGUGAUCCCUUGUUGCACAGCUUCAGUGUCCUGAAAGAUAUUCUCAAUAACAUAACUGAUCUUUCAGCAAUUGAGCCCAUUGUCUUUCUUCGACCCUUCCUGGAUGUUAUCCGCUCUGAAGAUACUACCGGCCCCAUCACUGGAUUGGCCCUGACAUCAGUGAAUAAGUUCCUUUCAUAUGCACUAAUAGAUUCUAACCACGAAGGCACAGCUGAGGGAAUGGAGAACAUGGCAGAUGCGGUCACGCAUGCCCGAUUUGUGGGCACAGACCCUGCAAGUGAUGAGGUGGUCCUGAUGAAGAUCUUGCAGGUCCUGCGGACUCUUCUCCUCACUCCCGUUGGAGCUCAUCUGACUAAUGAGUCCGUCUGUGAAAUCAUGCAGUCCUGCUUUCGUAUAUGCUUUGAGAUGAGGCUCAGUGAGUUAUUGAGAAAAUCUGCAGAGCACACUCUGGUCGACAUGGUACAGCUGCUCUUCACAAGGUUAUCUCAGUUUAAAGAAGAGCCUAAAAGCUAUGUGGGGACUAACAUAAAGAAGAUUUCUCCAUAUCUCCUCAACAGACUGGAACUUUGUAGUGGGGAACAGUCCAAAGCCCUGAACCAGUUAGAGAGAGUACAGCUCUUUCAGAAACUGAAGUUGAAGAUGAGAGCAGGAGGAAUGAGUGACUCGUCGAAAUGGAAGAAGCAGAAGCGAUCACCACGGACCUCUUGCCACGUGAGCAAAGCGUCUUCAGGAUCAGAGCAGCCUGCUCCCAGUGGCACCGGCCUGUCAGGCCACAUGACCGGAGGAGUCAGUUUUGCUGACGUCCCUUCUCCCAUCUCAUCAGGAAGUUCAGAGAACACGUCUUCCGCAGCCAGUCCAUCUACAGACAGUGGCCUAGAGGUUUCCUCCCAGAGGAGCUCCAAAGAAGAUCUUACAGACUUGCAGCCCAUCAGCCCUCUGGGAAUUUGUGCAGCAAUGCCUUUAAGUGAGCCUAGAUGCAGAGAGCAGCCAGAACCCCAGAAUGACUACCACCCAGGAGAAAAGACCCCCUCUGCUUCAGUGGAGUCCAUCCCAGAAGUUCUAGAGGAGUGCACCUCUGCCGCUGAACACUCAGACUCCACUUCUGUUCACGACAUGGACUAUGUCAAUCCCCGGGGGGUGCGCUUCACACAGUGCUCUCAGAAGGAAGGAACAGCCCUGGUCCCUUAUGGACUGCCUUGCAUCCGAGAACUGCUCCGUUUUCUCAUCUCCCUCACUAACCCACAUGACCGCCACAACUCAGACGUGAUGAUCCACAUGGGGCUACAGUUGCUCACUGUUGCCCUGGAGCUGGCUUCUGUGGCAAAGUGCCCAUCACUCCUGGGACUCGUGAAGGAAGAGUUAUGCCGCUACCUCUUUCAAUUGUUGAGUGUGGAGCGACUCAAUUUAUACUCAGCUUCCCUUCGAGUUUGUUUCCUCCUCUUUGAGAGCAUGAGAGAACACCUGAAAUUCCAGCUAGAGAUGUAUAUAAAGAAGCUGAUGGAGAUAAUCACUGUAGAAAACCCCAGAAUGCCCUAUGAGAUGAAGGAGAUGGCCCUGGAGGCCAUAGUUCAACUCUGGAGGAUCCCUGGCUUUGUCACUGAGCUCUAUAUCAACUAUGACUGCGACUACUACUGUGCUAACCUUUUUGAAGACCUCACCAAGCUGCUCUCCAAGAAUGCCUUUCCUGUUUCUGGACAACUGUACACUACUCACCUACUGUCCCUUGAAGCAUUGUUGACAGUGAUUGAUAGCACAGAAGCACAAUGCCAAGCCAAAGUACUGAGCAGCAUCUACCAGCAGGAGAAGGAUGCUCUGAGACUGAAAACAGAAAUUGCUUCAGUUGCUGAAGGGCAACUGACAGAAGGUAACCUCCCCAUUUCGGAAUUGUUAGAGGUGCGCCCAUCCACAAAUGGCUGCUCAGUGACUGACCACACGAAGCCGCAAGGCUGUCUGUAUGUGGAGGGUGGAAACGAUGCAGUGGAGAAGACCACGCCGAGGAAGCCUACUCGCUUUUCCUGCCUCCUGCCUCCAACAACUGAACUGAUAAAGAUUAAGAGUAAAAAGAAGCUCUUGAUAAGUGGUUCAGAACAAUUCAACCAAAAGCCUAAAAAGGGGAUACAGUUUCUGCAGGAGAAAAAACUUCUGGCCACCCCCAUGGAUAAUGAUGAAGUGGCCAAGUGGCUGCGGGAGAAUCCUAGACUGGACAAGAAAAUGAUUGGGGAGUUUGUGAGUGACCGGAAGAAUGCAGACUUGCUGGACAGUUUUGUGGGGACUUUCAGCUUCCAAGGCUUGCGACUGGACGAAGCCUUAAGACUCUACCUAGAGGCCUUCCGGUUGCCAGGAGAAGCUCCUGUAAUUCAGAGACUUUUGGAAGCCUUUACAGAACAUUGGCGAAAAUCAAAUGGGUCCCCAUUUGCUAACAGUGAUGCUUGUUUUGCCUUGGCAUAUGCAGUUAUAAUGCUGAACACUGACCAGCACAACCAUAAUGUUCGGAAACAGAAUGUACCCAUGACUCUAGAGGAAUUCCGAAAGAACCUGAAGGGGGUAAAUGGAGGCAAAGACUUUGAGCAGGACAUGCUGGAGGACAUGUACCAUGCCGUCAAAAAUGAAGAGAUAGUGAUGCCAGAGGAGCAGACGGGCCUCGUAAAGGAAAACUACCUGUGGAGUGUGUUGCUGCAUCGUGGGGCCACUGAUGAAGGAAUCUUUCUGCAUGUGCCACCUGGCAGCUAUGACCAUGACCUCUUUGCCAUGACGUGGGGACCGACUGUCGCUGCCCUCUCCUAUGUUUUUGACAAAAGCCUAGAUGAAACAAUCAUCCAGAAGGCACUCACUGGUUUCAGGAAAUGUGCCAUGAUUGCUGCCCAUUAUGGCCUGAGUGAUGUUUUUGACAAUCUUAUAAUUUCCCUCUGCAAGUUCACAGCCCUGAGCAGUGAGUCCAUUGAGAACCUGCCCACUGUUUUUGGAAGCAACCCGAAGGCCCAGAUUGCAGCAAAGACGGUGUUCCACUUGGCUCAUCGCCAUGGCAAUAUUCUGCGAGAGGGCUGGAAAAACAUCAUGGAGGCCUUGCUGCAGCUUUUCAGAGCCGAACUGUUGCCAAAAACCAUGGUGGAGGUUGAAGAUUUUGUGGAUCCCAAUGGCAAGAUCUCUCUGCAGCGUGAGGAGACACCUUCCAGCCGUGGUGAGUCCACGGUGUUAAGUUUUGUUAGCUGGCUGACACUCAGUGGCACGGAACCAUCUGGCGUGAGAGGGCCAUCUACGGAGAGCCAGGAGGCAAAGCGAAUGGCCCUCGAGUGCAUAAAGCAAUGUGACCCAGAGAAGCUGAUCACUGAAAGCAAGUUUCUGCAGCUGGAGUCCCUCCAGGAGCUAAUGAAGGCCCUGAUCUCUGUGACUCCCGAUGAGGAAACAUAUGAUGAGGAAGAUGCUGCUUUCUGCUUGGAGAUGCUUCUGAGGAUUGUUCUGGAGAACAGGGAUCGUGUGGCUUUCGUGUGGCAGGCAGUGCGGGAUCACCUCUACCAUUUGUGUGUGAAUGCCGUGGAAUAUUGCUUCCUAGUGGAGAGAGCGGUGGUGGGGCUGCUGCGCCUGGCAAUUCGACUGCUCCGCAGGGAAGAGAUCAGUGCCCAGGUGUUGCUGUCCUUGCGCAUCUUGCUGAUGAUGAAGCCCAGUCUGCUGAACAGGGCCAGCCACCAGGUUGCGUACGGCCUCCACGAGCUCCUCAAGACCAAUGCGGCCAACAUCCACUCUGGGGACAACUGGUACACACUCUUCACCCUCCUGGAGUGUAUUGGGUCUGGAGUGAAACCACCCCCAGCUCUGCAGACGACAGCCAGAGCAGAGAAUGACACAGGGGCCCAGUCAGACAGCGAGAUCUACCACCCAAAUGAAUCCAGCCUCGAUCGUGGCUACACUUCUGAUUCAGAGGUGUAUGCAGAGCACAGCAAGCAGGGCAAAAUGCAUCGUUCUGUGACUGACGUGGAUGUAGUGAACAGUGGCUGGCUUGUGGUUGGAAAGGAUGACCUGGACAGUCCAAAAGCCAUCACAGGACUCUGCAAGCUGGGCAUCUCACCCCUGGUGAAUCAGUACAGUCUGACCGUGGGGCUGGAUCUGGGCCCACAUAAUACCAAGUCUCUGAUGAAGUGUGUGGAGUCCUUGUCUUUCAUUGUGCGAGAUGCUGCCCAUGUCACACCUGAGAACUUUGAACUUUGUGUCAAAACGAUCCGCAUCUUUGUGGAAGCCAGUCUGAAUGGAGGGUGCAAGUCCCAGGAGAAGCGGGGGAAAAGCCAUAAGUACGACCCCAAAACAGCCCGCUUCAAGAAGAAAGCCAAGGAGAGGCCCUUGAGGGGCUCCAGCCAGCACCAGCACCGCUUCCCCAGUGAUGAAGAGGAGGAGGAUGAAAGCGUUCCUGCCAGUUACCAUACUGUGUCUUUACAGGUUAGUCAGGAUCUGCUGGACCUGAUGCAUACCCUACACACACGCGCUGCGAACAUCUACAGCUCUUGGGCAGAGGAGGAGGAGCAGCAGCACCAUCUAGAGGCCGCGGGAAAGAAAAUCGAAGCCGACUCUCAGACCUUGUGGGCCAGUUGCUGGUGCCCACUCCUGCAAGGCAUUGCCUGCUUGUGCUGCGAUGCGCGGAGGCAGGUGCGGAUGCAGGCCCUGACCUACCUGCAGCGGGCUCUCCUGGUGCAUGACCUGCAGGCCCUGGACGCCUUGGAGUGGGAGUCCUGCUUCAACAAGGUGCUGUUCCCUUUGCUGACCAAACUCCUGGAAAACAUCAGCCCGGCAGAUGUCGGCGGGAUGGAGGAGACCAGAAUGAGAGCUUCAACUCUGCUUUCCAAGGUCUUCCUGCAGCACCUGUCGCCACUGCUGUCCCUCCCAACAUUUGCAGCUUUGUGGCUGACCAUCCUGGAUUUCAUGGACAAGUACAUGCAUUCCGGCUCCAGCGACUUGCUGCCAGAGGCAAUCCCGGAGUCGCUGAAGAACAUGCUGCUGGUGAUGGACACAGCUGGCAUCUUCCACAGUGCUGACUCACGAACAGGCCACUCAGACCUCUGGGAGAUCACCUGGGAGCGCAUCGACUGCUUCUUGCCAAAGCUGCGAGAGGAGCUCUUCAAGCAGACAGUCACCCAAGACCCAGUUUCCGCUUUACCAUCAGAGAUGUAUCCCCCAAAACCAAUGGCAUCUGUUCUGCCACAUCCCCCUGGAGGAGACACAAGGCCAGCCCCACACUCUGCACCCCCUGAGAAGACUCCUGAGCUGGCCAACACCAAUCCCGAGAGCGCCUCUGCCGCUGGCACCAGCCCCUCCGGACCGCAGGUGCUCUCUCCAGCAAAAGGGAGCUCCGUGAAAGAGACCCCUCCGGCAGGGGCGCAGCCGCCGCUCAUCCUCCGGCCUCUGGCCUCCCCCUUGCAGGUGGGGGUGCCGCCAAUGGCAUUGCCCAUUAUCCUGAACCCAGCGCUCAUCGAGGCCACCUCCCCGGUGCCGCUCCUGCCUUCUCAGCGGCCCACUGACCCUGUGGCCACGUCAGAAGUCAACUGAGGGGGGGGGGAGGAGAGGGCAGCUGGCUGCGGGGGCAGCGGAGGGGACUCAGGCCGUGCUCUGUUGGGCAGAAGUUGUGCUGGCUGUGUGGAAGGCCGAAGCCGGAGAGCAGCAGGCUGCUUUGCCCGGACGGCUGUCCUCUCUGGUGGAGCCCGAGCCAAAAAACCCAUCCCCCCUUGGGCAGAGGCCGUCCGUCUCCGUGCUGCCCACAGCCAGUUCCCCUCCCCUGUUCUUUAGAGCUCUGGAGGGCAGCAGCCAGGCUCCUCCUGGCGGAGGAGAGCAAGGAACUGGCUUCCACGAGAGCUUCCGGAAGAGAUUCGGCCCCUUUCCUGUCCUCUCUCUUCCUUGCCACUCGCCCAGAAGGGCGCUGUUUUUCAGGCCUUCCCAGGGCUCGAGUGGGCAUGCCUGGUCGCCUGAGCCGGAGGAUGCAGAGGCCUGAGCUCUGGGGCGGAAGAGAUUCUCUCUGCAGUGCCAAGCAAGUGGUACCAUCUUGGCCAAAAUCAGCCUCUCCCCCUUCCAGUGGAAUCCCAAGGGGUUUGCUCCAAGCAUCCUGACCACGUGCCCACAGCUUCCGGGGGGG
Messenger RNA from Gekko japonicus, 6243 nucleotides. It is a transcript of the gene GBF1, whose product is annotated as golgi brefeldin A resistant guanine nucleotide exchange factor 1. Gene Ontology annotation, molecular function: guanyl-nucleotide exchange factor activity. The coding region runs from base 9 to 5663 and encodes 1884 amino acids. NCBI's taxonomy places the organism in Eukaryota, Metazoa, Chordata, Lepidosauria, Squamata, Gekkonidae. Gene Ontology annotation, biological process: regulation of ARF protein signal transduction. The record is from RefSeq and is a predicted model, not a curated record. The transcript has 41 exons.